Tupaia belangeri chinensis (Chinese tree shrew) is the source of this 5178-nucleotide messenger RNA. RefSeq names its product O-GlcNAcase (gene OGA). NCBI's taxonomy places the organism in Eukaryota, Metazoa, Chordata, Mammalia, Scandentia, Tupaiidae. The record is from RefSeq and is a predicted model, not a curated record. Gene Ontology annotation, molecular function: beta-N-acetylglucosaminidase activity. The transcript is spliced from 17 exons. Gene Ontology annotation, biological process: glycoprotein metabolic process. The coding region runs from base 436 to 3186 and encodes 916 amino acids.
CGGCGCAGGCGCAGUGCGGAUAAACAGGAAGCAGGCGGUAGAGACAGCGGCAGAGGAGAUCUAGGGGCUUCGCGGGGAAACUGCGGAAGAACUAGGAUUAUAGAGAGGGCUAUAGAGGCUGAGGACGAGAAAAGGGGCCUUGGCCAUCCGCUUCUUGGGAACGAGAGGUCGCAGCCUCAUUUUCGGCUUCGGCUCCCGGCUCGCCGGCUGAGGCUGAGGCAGCGGCUGACAAAGGACUCUCGCCAGUGCCGCCGCCCUUCUCAUCCGGGCAUUCAGGCCCCUGCGGAGAGGUGGGGGGAAGGGCAAAGGAGGAGGAGAAAGAGCAGGAGGGGCGCGCGCUUGGAGCUGAGGCCCUUUCCAGGGCUCCGGGCCUGCGGCCCAACGGACGGAGGCCGAGGAGGACCCGCAGAGGUGGCGGCGGUCGGGGGCAGGAGGAUGGUGCAGAAGGAGAGUCAGGCGGCUCUGGAAGAGCAGGAAAACGAACUCAAUUCUAACCCUGCCGCUUCCGCGGGGACAUCGCUGGAGCAACCGGCUGCUCCGGCUCCCGGAGAAGAUAACCCAGCCGGGGCCGGGGGAGCGGCGGUGGCCGGGGCAGCAGGAGGGGCUCGGAGGUUCCUAUGUGGCGUGGUGGAAGGAUUUUAUGGAAGACCUUGGGUUAUGGAACAGAGGAAAGAGCUCUUUAGAAGGCUCCAGAAGUGGGAGUUAAAUACAUACUUGUAUGCCCCGAAAGAUGACUACAAACAUAGGAUGUUUUGGCGAGAGAUGUAUUCAGUGGAGGAAGCUGAGCAACUUAUGACUCUCAUCUCUGCUGCACGGGAAUAUGAGAUAGAGUUCAUCUAUGCUAUUUCACCUGGAUUGGAUAUCACCUUUUCUAACCCCAAGGAGGUAUCUACACUGAAACGCAAACUAGACCAGGUUUCUCAGUUUGGGUGCAGGUCAUUUGCCUUGCUUUUUGAUGAUAUUGACCAUAAUAUGUGUGCAGCAGACAAAGAGGUAUUCAGUUCUUUUGCUCAUGCCCAGGUCUCCAUCACCAAUGAAAUUUAUCAGUACCUAGGAGAACCAGAAACUUUCCUGUUCUGUCCCACAGAAUAUUGUGGCACUUUCUGUUACCCAAAUGUAUCUCAGUCUCCUUAUUUAAGGACUGUGGGUGAAAAACUUCUACCUGGAAUUGAGGUGCUUUGGACAGGUCCCAAAGUUGUUUCUAAAGAAAUUCCAGUAGAAUCUAUUGAAGAAGUUUCUAAGAUUAUUAAGAGAGCUCCAGUAAUCUGGGAUAACAUUCAUGCUAAUGAUUAUGAUCAGAAGAGACUGUUUCUGGGUCCAUACAAAGGAAGAUCCACAGAACUCAUCCCACGGUUAAAAGGAGUCCUGACUAACCCAAAUUGUGAAUUUGAAGCCAACUAUGUUGCUAUCCACACCCUUGCCACCUGGUACAAAUCAAAUAUGAAUGGAGUGAGAAAAGAUGUAGUGAUGACUGACAGUGAAGACAGUACUGUAUCAAUCCAGAUAAAGUUAGAAAAUGAAGGCAGUGAUGAAGAUAUUGAAACUGAUGUACUCUAUAGUCCACAGAUGGCUCUAAAGCUAGCUUUAACAGAAUGGUUACAGGAAUUUGGCGUACCUCAUCAGUACAGCAGUAGACAAGUUGCACACAGUGGAGCUAAAGCAAGUGUCGUCGAUGGGACUCCAUUAGUUGCAGCACCCUCUUUAAAUGCCACAACUGUCGUUACAACAGUUUACCAGGAGCCUAUUAUGAGCCAGGGAGCAACCUUAAGUGGUGAACCUACAUCUUUGACCAAGGAAGAAGAAAAGAAACAGCUGGAUGAGGAACCUAUGGACAUGGUAGUGGAAAAGCAAGAAGAAACAGACCACAAGAAUGACAAUCAAAUACUAACUGAAAUUGUUGAAGCUAAAAUGACAGAGGAAUUAAAACCAAUGGAUACUGAUAAAGAGAGCAUAGCUGAAUCAAAGUCUCCAGAGAUGUCUAUGCAGGAAGAUUGCAUUAGUGAUAUUGCCCCUAUGCAGACUGAUGAACAGACAAACAAGGAACAGUUUGUGCCAGGUCCAAAUGAAAAGCCUUUAUACACUGCAGAACCAGUGACUCUGGAGGAUUUGCAGUUACUUGCUGAUCUUUUCUAUCUACCUUAUGAGCAUGGACCCAAAGGAGCACAGAUGUUACGGGAAUUCCAGUGGCUUCGAGCAAAUAGCAGUGUUGUCAGUGUCAAUUGCAAAGGAAAAGACUCUGAGAAAAUUGAAGAAUGGCGGUCACGAGCAGCCAAGUUUGAAGAGAUGUGUGGACUAGUUAUGGGCAUGUUCACUCGACUCUCCAACUGUGCCAACCGGACGAUCCUUUAUGACAUGUACUCCUAUGUUUGGGAUAUCAAGAGUAUAAUGUCUAUGGUGAAGUCUUUUGUACAGUGGUUAGGGUGUCGUAGUCAUUCUUCAGCACAGUUCUUAAUUGGAGACCAAGAACCCUGGGCCUUUAGAGGUGGUCUAGCAGGAGAGUUCCAGCGUUUGCUGCCAAUUGAUGGGGCAAAUGAUCUCUUUUUCCAACCACCCCCACUGACUCCUACCUCCAAAGUUUAUACUAUCAGACCAUAUUUUCCUAAAGAUGAGGCAUCCGUGUACAAGAUUUGCAGAGAAAUGUAUGACGACGGAGUGGGUUUACCUUUUCAAAGUCAGCCUGACCUUAUUGGAGACAAAUUAGUAGGAGGACUGCUUUCCCUCAGUCUGGACUACUGCUUUGUCCUAGAAGAUGAAGAUGGCAUAUGUGGUUAUGCCUUGGGCACUGUAGAUGUGACUCCCUUCAUUAAAAAAUGUAAAAUUUCCUGGAUUCCUUUCAUGCAGGAGAAGUACACCAAGCCAAACGGUGAUAAAGAACUCUCUGAGGCAGAGAAAAUAAUGUUGAGUUUCCAUGAAGAACAGGAAGUGUUGCCAGAAACUUUCCUUGCCAAUUUUCCUUCUCUGAUAAAGAUGGAUAUUCACAAAAAAGUAACUGACCCAAGUGUGGCCAAAAGCAUGAUGGCUUGCCUCCUGUCUUCACUGAAGGCUAAUGGCUCCCGGGGGGCUUUCUGUGAAGUGAGACCAGAUGAUAAAAGAAUUCUGGAAUUUUACAGCAAGUUAGGUUGUUUUGAAAUUGCAAAAAUGGAAGGAUUUCCAAAAGAUGUGGUUAUACUUGGUCGGAGCCUGUGACAUUUGUUGGCACUGUGAACUGUCCAAAAGUCUCUUUAACUCCACCCUGUGGGUAGUGGUUGGGGUCUUCAUACAGUUCAGCCUCUGGAGCCACAACAGAUCAGCCAUUCGGAUUGGAAACAAGAGGACUAUGUAAAACUCACCCAUCACGUUUUCAGACUAUUCACUGGUUGGAAGAAGAUAGCUGCAAAUCUUGUGUGAAACGGAGAUGUGGGCCUCCUUUUUGGGUCUUGUGUUAGGUGCCCAGACCUCUUACAUGGGCUUAUAUAGGAAGGGGGGUCUUCAAUAAAUGUAGUCAGCACUAUUUUCUGCAUCCAGCGUGGUUGCAUUUCUCACCUAAGAGUACUCAACAUAACUUCUGUCAUCUUCCUUGGUUUAUUGAAGGAAAUGUCUCUCAUUCUUUGGAGACAUGGCAGAGAUGAGAAAGAUUUAGUGGGUUUCUGGAGUUUCACAGUGAAGAGUAUAAGUGGGAUGGGUGUGGUGUUAUGUUUAAGCUGAAUAAAUGAUUUCAAUUUUGGGCAGUUUUUCUGCUUUUUGUAAAGCCAUGGCCAAUAGUCUCCUGUAGUGACCGUUGGUUUGGGCAUGUUGUGCUUUGUAGGGACAAAUGUGCAGUUGUUUGUGUCAAAAGCUUAAAGUUGACAAACUUGUAAAUCUUUGUAUAUAAACUAGCUGUAAUCUGACUAUCCUUUGUGUUUACUGGUUUAUUUGUUUUUGACAAUGAAAGGGUAUUGGUUCAGGAUGGCACUUUGAAUAUGAAUAAUGUAAAUUACUGGAAGGUGGAUUUUCUUUUCUUUUGUCUUUUUUUUUAUUAUUAUUAUUUUUUAUUUUUAAAGUGCCUCCCACCUGGGGCUAGGCCAUGACCAUUUUGGGUACGAGAGCCUAACUUCAAUAGGACUCAAGUCUGUUGCAAAGUGCAGUCAACUUCUGGGAAUUAACCUCAAUAGCAGGUCAGCAUGUGAAGUGUUAGUAUUGACAUCUGUGAAGUAGGGUUUAGGGACAGAUUAGUCCCACUUGCCCCUUUGAUCAGUUGUCCUUUAAUUUCAAGACCUGUUACUACUGGUUUUAUUAAACCAGAGUUUUCAAUUCUUGCAUGUCUUUAUCUAAUUUUUAAGAGAGAAAAUGAGCACACAUCAGUGAUUUAUGCUUACUACCCUUUCCUUUUUCCUUUAACCAUGAAUUCCAAAUGCUUUAUGUAUUUUAAUUUAGACUGCUGUUUUAAGAGUUUUGAGCAUGAGGCUGGCAGGAUUCAUUUUUUCAUCAUGGCUGGCUGACUUCUCCAUAAAUUUCUGACAGUAUUUUGUUAUCUUGCUUUCCUGCAGUUGUGUACCAACUGUUUUAACUUUGAGCUGAGAGGAGAGGGGCAAAGAAGGAAACCUGAGAGUAUCCUUCACAGAACUCGACAGUAUGGGCUUCUAGAGAGUCUUAAAAGCAUUGUACCUAGUGGUAGUGACUUCCAGCCAAGGUCUGUGAAUGUACACUGAAUGGGUGAGAAGGGGGGAGGAGGCUUCUUCAUUUUCUUGGGUAGAGACCUUUAAUAAAAGACAGGAUACAUUGGAAAACUGGUACCAAGUUUGCAUUUUUGAGGGUUAAGGUAAAGGGAAGGUCCCUACUAGAUUUUUAAGAUGACUGUUAUUUUCUUUUUUAAUACAUCUUGAACACUAGUGGACAAUUUUACCAUUUUAUUUAGAGGAUUUCAUGGUUAACCUCAUAUGGAAUCAGGAGUUUUAACAAGUUUGCUUUCAGAUUUUGCUUAUUAAUAAUCACUUUGGUCUAUUGGUCACAGGUAUUAACUGUGAAACAGAUCUAAGAUUAUACCUUCAUCACCCUAGGAUCAUAAAGUUCUAUGAUAUCUUCCAUGGUUAUGACUAUUUAUUAAGGCUGGAAUGACAUUUCAUUGAUUGUUUAGAUCACAGCUCAGUUCCUGUAAAGAAUCAAACUGUAAAAAUAACUGAAGACCAUGCAAGAGGCAAAAUAAAACUUGAAGUGAAUGUG